This is a messenger RNA of Microthlaspi erraticum, 1266 nucleotides long. Lineage: Eukaryota; Viridiplantae; Streptophyta; Magnoliopsida; Brassicales; Brassicaceae. The record is from the annotation of a GenBank genome assembly.
AUGGAGCAUAUUACAGCCAAGCUUGGAGGCUCAGAUCAAGCAAAAGUUUUACACGAUACAUUACCAAAGAAGAGGAAUGAAUUAUACUGCCAUGGUCAUGAUUUUAGGAAAUCUGAUUCGUUCUGGUUCUUGAAUACAGAGGGGAACAAGUCAGGCAUAUACAAUCUUUCUAAAGAUCACAAGCCUGAUCUUGAAGUUGAAAAAGAAAGGAUACUGAAAGCUGGUGGAUUUAUUCACGGUGGGAGAAUCAAUGGAAGCUUGAAUCUGACAAGAGCCUUUGGUGACAUGGAGUUAAAGCAGAAAAAGGUUUUACCAGCUGAAAAGCAAAUGGUUACUGCCGAUCCAGAUAUAAACACUCACACAAUUUGUUUCACAGAUCUGACCACAAUGGUUCCUUUCGUUGAUGGAGGGAGUAACAUUGCUGCCCAGAAAUUCCAUGUCUCCGUGUCUUCGAAGAUUUCGCUCCCAUUGCUGACAGAGACUACGAUCUCUUUGACGUCAUUGGUCAGCUCCGCGUGGUCAGCGCUGACAACCUCAAAUCAACUACCGCUGGUGAAACUCCAAGGUUGUCUCUACGGAUACAAAGAUACAGCUUCUGAAUCAUAUGAAAGUAGAUGCCAGAGGAGGAGCUUGUCAGGGAUAGAGGAAAAUACGAUCUCAGAGUAUAAGAACGUGAAGGAGAAGAAGUUCAUCGACAAGACUGUGGAUGCUGCUGCUUGGCCUACACAGUUCACAAUCCCAACAACAACAACUUUCCCGAGCCUAAAGGUUAAGCUUGCAUUCUCCUUAACACCCACUUGGUAUAAAUUGGUGAAACUCUGUCAUUCAGAAAUGUACCCGAACCCGGGUGUGAAUCCGUUGGAGAGAAGAGGGUACUUAUAUGGGAGCGUGAUGGCCUUACUCAUGGGGAUAGUUGGGGUGAUGAGGCUGACCAAUAACAUGCCAAGGAGGCUCACUGAGGCGGUGGUGAAGAAGAUGACAGAUCUGGACGAGAAAUGCAGAUCCAUGGAUGCUCAGGCUAAGAUUUAUCUCGAGAGGGAGAAGAUUCUCGAUGCUGCACUUCGUCGUGUUGACCAGCUCGAGCUUCAGUUGUCUGAAACCAAGAAGGCUUUGGACGGGACAAUGACUAGGCAACAUGAGAUUAUGGCUUACAUCGAGAAGAAAAAGAAGAGGAAGAAUUCAUAUUGCUCAAGUUGCAUCCAGUGGAAAAAUGCUGACAUGGAGACCAUGAAAUUGCUGCAAGAAACAAUUUUUUUUCACACUUAA